CUUCAAACUCCAGCUAGCUUAUUAAAAACUACGCCUUAACCAUUUUCUCAACGAAAUCAAGGUCGAAGAGGCUAGUAUGAGUACUCUUCGAGAUCUAUGGCUGGGGUGUCUCCCAGCUUUCUCAAUGUUUGCGUUACCCCACUCCAAAAAGAACAGCCGAGCUAGCCUCGGAGAGUCCAGUCACUAUAGAAGCUAUUAAAACUGUUGCGCGAGGCUGAUUGCUCGACUUUACUAACUCGCUCUUUUGCAACUAUUCACGGCUUAUGUGAGAAUUUUUGGACAUUCAAAACAUGGCGAUUAAAACAUGGCUCACGGAAACUGCUGGAGUGCAAGUACCUAUUGUGCAGGGCGGCAUGCAAUGGGUCGGCCGUGCUGUCUUGAUUUCAGCAGUAGCGAACUCUGGCGCACUGGGUUUCCUCACAGCACUAACUCAGCCGAGCCCAGAAGCAUUGCGUGAGGAGAUUCGAAAGUGUCGUCAGAUGACGAAUAAGCCAUUUGGAGUCAAUAUCACCAUGUUACCAGCAAUUGACAAGCCGGAUUACCUGAGCUACGCUAAGGUUGCUGUGGAAGAAGGAAUCAAGAUCAUCGAGACAGCAGGUGACCCGUCCCCUAUUCUAUCUUAUCUCAAGCAUAACAAAGUGAUCGUCAUUCACAAGUGUGUGACAUUAAAACACGCCUUACGUGCAGAGAAGCUUGGUGUCGACUGCAUCUCCAUCGAUGGCAUUGAAUGUGCUGGCCACGGCGGUGAAUAUGACACGACUUCUUUGAUCCUUUUGUCGAGAUGUGCACAGGCAUUGAAGAUACCAUAUAUUGCUUCAGGUGGGUUUGCAAAUGGCCAAGGCCUUGCGGCUGCGCUUGCACUGGGUGCUUCUGGUAUCAAUAUGGGAACACGAUGGAUGGUAACAAAGGAGUCACCUAUCCACGAAAAUGUAAAGAGAGCUAUUGUUGAUUGCGACGAAAAUUCGACUGUGCUGGUUCUGCGCAAAUUCCGGAACACAACUCGGUUACAUAAGAACAAAGUGUCAAUGGAGGUCCAUCACAUCGAAAAUACAAAGCAGGAUGUUACUUUUGCGGACGUCGCUCACCUAAUGGCUGGUAAACGUGGCCGUGGUGUGUAUGAGACAGGAGAUAUUGAUGCUGGCGUUUGGUCGCUUGGUCAGUGUGCUGGUUUAAUCCAUGAUAUUCCUUCCUGCGAAGAAUUAACCAGAACGAUCGAGAAGGACGCUGAGGAGAUAUUACGGAAAACAAGCAAUCUUAUUCAGCCCCAGUCACGCCUUUGAUAAGGUCUUGGAGUUCGAUUGACACAGUCGAACAGCACCAGAAAAAUUUGGGGUGUUUACAGGGCGUAAUACAUGAUUUUCUGGUAUUGAAUAGAACGGAGAAAUACAAUUUUUUGCUCCACAGCAAACUUAC
Molecule: messenger RNA, 1413 nt
Organism: Verruconis gallopava
Lineage: Eukaryota; Fungi; Ascomycota; Dothideomycetes; Venturiales; Sympoventuriaceae
Exons: 4
Coding region: 291-1280 (329 amino acids)
Molecular function (GO): nitronate monooxygenase activity
Source: RefSeq, a predicted model, not a curated record